Chlorocebus sabaeus (green monkey) is the source of this 1107-nucleotide messenger RNA. The record is from RefSeq and is a predicted model, not a curated record. NCBI's taxonomy places the organism in Eukaryota, Metazoa, Chordata, Mammalia, Primates, Cercopithecidae.
UCCAGCCUGGGAGAUGGAGUGAGAUUCCAUCUCAGAAAAAAAAGAAAAAAGAAAAGGGAAUGGAUAAGGUUUUUGUUUAAGUACUAUGAUUCUCUUCUCCCCAGUCCCAUCUAUUUUUUUCUUUUUUCUUUUCUUUUUUGAAGCUUCUCGAGAGAUUUGUGCCUUUGAACUCCAUGGCAUAUUCAUCCUCUAACAGCGACAUAGAGGACUACAGCUCCAAAUCCAAUUCCAACCUGAGCCUCUCUGUGGGCUAUUUCCCCUGUGAGGACACCCCCUGUGAGGACACAACCUCCUGUGAAGACACAACUUCCAAGGAUCCUUCCAUCCACUUUCUCCCUCCCAUCCAAGGGGCAUGGGGGACUGAAAGGAUAAGGAGAUGCAUGAAGAGACAAGACCAAAUUCAGGAUGAACCAGAGCAGUUUUGCAAACUAAGCAUCUUCCUAGCCUGGGACGUGGACGUCAGCUCCAACAACACAGACUCAAUAGCUAAUAGGCUUCUAAAUGGAGACAACCAGUGGAGAGAUGAGUUACCAAAAGAGAGAACAAAACUGUCUGUCAGCAAACUGAAUAAUCUCGUGCAAGAGUUUCAGACAUUUCUAGAAAAUCUGAAAGAUGAUGAAGAUGAUGACGCUGUAUUUCCUGAAACGACUCAGAAAGAUUUCCAGCUGUCCGGCGGCUCCCCUCCAGAAAUGGUUCAGAUGGUAAGCCAGGCAACUGCCAGCCAAAGGACAAGUGCUCCAGAGAUCUCCUCAAUCCUGUCAGAGCAGCCAGAGAAGGAUGACACUCCUUCCCCCAUACAGGCCCAGUGCUGCCUGAACUUUGGGUGGGCCUUCAGCUGGCUGAGUCAGCGUAUCCUCUCCCCUCUGCUGAGGAGGGAUCACCCUGUGAAGGCCACCGAGAGUCCCCACUGGCCAGCACCAAGGAAAAGACUCUUUCACCGAGGCAAGAGAAUUCAACCUCAAGAAACCCUUGAAUUAGGACAUCCCAUACAGACAGAUUUUUAAACUUUUUGGAAAGUUCAAGAUAAUCCAUAAUGAGGAUUCCAUUAAUAAUCCCCAUCAGUUUAUUUUUUCCUCAAUAAACAAAAUAAAUGCUCUUGUUACACCA